CCAGUUUAACGAGGGUUUCCAAAUGCGUCGUGACGCUCCUCUGACGUCGGGGACCGACGGAAGUGAUGCAAAUCGUGUUCCUCGAGCAGCUAAUCCGUCUUGAUGAUGCCAAAUGUCUGUAAAUCUGAUCACUGGGACCAACAUGGUGAUGCUUAUUUGAAACUCACCUUUUAUUAACCUUUAGUUUUUUUUUUCGCACGGGCCGAGAUGGAUCCGUCCAGGAGGAGCGAGAGCGACUGGCAGGGGCUGCUCAACGAGUUCCUAAUUUGUAAGCGGAAGCUGGAGAGUAAGAAAGAAGCUCUUCUGAUUCUGUCUAAAGAGCUGGACACCUGCCAGCAGGAGCGGGAUCAGUACAAGCUGAUGGCCAACCAGCUCCGAGAGCGGCACCAAGGACUCAAGAAGAAGUACAGAGAGCUCAUUGAUGGAGAUCCCUCUCUGCCUCCUGAGAAAAGGAAUCAAGUGAAUUUAGCCCAGCUGCUGAGGGACUCCAGAGAAAAAAGCAGUCAACUUUCUGAGGAAGUGAAAGAGCUGAAACAACGACUGGUGGAAGCUCAAGGCGAUAACAAGCUCCUACGAAUGACCAUCACCAAACAGAGGCUGGGAGACGAGGAGGUCGGCGCUCGUCACUUUCCUGCACAUGAACGGGAGGAUUUGGUCAAACAGUUAGAAAGAGCCCGAGAACAGAACGAGGUUCUGGAGCACAGCGUGAAGUCGCUCACAGACGAGCUUCAGGACGUACGAGCAGAGCGUGACGUUUUUCAGCAGAAGGCUCAUCGUCUCAAUGUGGAAAUGAACCACAUCGUGGGCAAUGAUGAGACACGGAUUUUAGACAUAGAUGCACUCUGCAUGGAGAACAGGUAUUUGCAUCAGCGGUUCAGUCAACUUCAAGAGGAAAUCAACUCACUCAAAACAAACCUGGUGAAGUAUAAGAGUGCCCUGGAGUGUAGGAAAAACUCUAAAAUCUCUGGGAAACAAACAAACAGUAGUGCACUGACUGGGGUGCUCUCUGCUAAACAAGUGAAGGAAUUGUUACUGUCUGAAGAAAACGGCUGCAGUCUGCCAGUGACUCCUCAGUCCAUCUCAGACCUCAAGUCUCUCGCCACAGCUCUACUGGAAACUAUCCACGAGAAGAACAUGGUGAUUCAGCACCAACGGCAAAUCAACAAGAUUCUUGGAAAUCGAGUAGCAGAGCUGGAGAAGAAACUAAAAACAUUAGAAAUAUCUGGAUUAUGGAGCCUGCCAGGUGAACAUAAGCACUGUAAUAUACUGAGACUGCUGUGUUUCAAUGAAGCCUGCGUUCUACCUACUGUUUACAAUAAUUUACAUUCCUUAUCCUUUCUUCUCCUGUCCUUUUGCUUCUUGCUACCUGGAGGCCUGACUUAUAAUGUGUCUCUGGGAAUAUAUGGAAGAGGAAAAGACACAAUCACCCUGCACACUCAUCAGGAUGAGUCAACAGAGUCUCCUGGACAUGAAGGUGAUGAAGAGUCAGAAAAGAUAGCUGUCGGUCAGCAGAGCUCCACAGAGGUCCCAAACCAAGAGAGUGGACUACCAACUGUGUCAGGCGGUCGAGAGGAACUUCACGAAGAGACGUGCCAGCAGAACCCCUCAUACCAGUCGGAUGAGGAAGAGCUCGAGACACCAGACGGUGAAGAGUGUCAUGACGGUGGUCGAUCGGAGAUCACAAUUGAUUUAACUGCUUUAAUGAGUCACCAGUCUGAAGAAGAGGAGUGUCUGAGUGAUUCCCCUCCCACAGUACCAGAUGUGCCACUUGACCUCUGCCACUUGCAGCAAACUCUAGAGAGGAACUCAGGAGAGGAUCAGUCAGAUGAACACACUGACGGGGUGGAAACUGUUGAUACGAAGUGUAUUAUAACAGAGGAAAACAUCAGUAUCGAUUUAUCCACUGCCACCACUGCAAGUUCUGCCAGAGAGCAGGAGGACGUACAGUCAAACCAAGAGACAGAGCUUUCAGAUGAGACAGAUUGUUAGUCAGGAAAUCUAAGGAUAACAAGGAGAAGGAUGAACGAUGCAGUUAUAAUGUGAUGCAACUUUAUUCAUUUUUAUGGAUAAUGAAAAGAAAAUCAGGAGCAAGUGACACUAAUGGCCACUACAUUACAAAAUAAUUGCACACUUGUUUGCAGCUUUAAAAUGAUUGCUGUUUUUGUUAACAUAUGCCUACAUUUACAUUACUGUAAAUCCAAGAAAUAUCAAAACCAAUUAUUGGGAGACUUCAUGUAGGAUUUUCUCCCUAAUAUAACCCUGUAAAAGUAGUAGGAAUAACUCAUAACACACAUAAAAAAUCUUACUGUUAACUUUCAACCGUCACUGAUGAUCUAACUUGUGCUUUCACUUGAUCCAUUUAGAGCCUUGUGUAGUUCCACCUUUUAUUUCAUUUUAUUUUUAUUUAUUUAUUUUUAACUAUAAUUUUAACACUUUUUCGGUGGGGGGCUUUUAUUGCCCAUGUUCGGUGCUCAGCUGAAGAGAGAGUGGAUGACAAGCAGCAAAGGGCCACAGGUUGGACUUGAACCCUGGGCCGCUGCAGCAAGGACUCAGUCCUGGCACAUAGGGCGCCAGCUCCACCAGGUGAGUUAUCUGGGCACCCCUAGUUCCACCUUUUUAAACUGAUAAAUGACAACACAUUCUCUCAAGUAUGUGGACACCAGAACAUGACACCCAUAUGUGAUUGUUGAACAUUAAUAUGCUGCUAUAACAGCCUACACUCUACUGGGAUCUUGUUUUUCUACAAGAUUUUAGAACCUGGCAGGAAGUCAGAGGUCUGUGCAGGUCAGUCAAGUUCUUCCAAACCAAACGGGGAAAAAAAGCAUUCCUUUAUGGACCUUGUUUUUGUGUGCGAGGUAUUGUGUUGUUGAAAGAGAAAAGGGUUAUUCCCAUACUGUUGCCACAAUAGUUGGAAGUUAUACAGUGUGUGGGUAUCAAAUGUGGAGAAACUCUGAUUUGUGGUGAUUUAAAAAAAAAAGUAGCAAAAAAGUGCUUUGGACUGUGACUGAUGGCUCUUCGCUCGUAAUUCAGUCCCAGUCGGAGCGAGAACUCUCACAACAGUUAAGGAGAAUGUAGUUUGCGUUACAUUUCUGCUGUCAAAAUUAAGAAGGACAAAGUGCUGCUUUUAGUUGAACAUGAACAGAAAGAUGUUGCUUAAAAAUGAAUAGUUUGUUAGAAACAUUAUUCUUUACCUUUCUACCUCUGGUCUACUCUUCCCCUUGACUUUAAAGAAACCUACCAUACCU
Messenger RNA from Morone saxatilis (striped sea-bass), 3245 nucleotides. RefSeq names its product coiled-coil domain-containing protein 149-like. The record is from RefSeq and is a predicted model, not a curated record. NCBI's taxonomy places the organism in Eukaryota, Metazoa, Chordata, Actinopteri, Moronidae. The coding region runs from base 208 to 1989 and encodes 593 amino acids. The transcript is spliced from 12 exons.